UUAUCCCUAAUCCCUCCGCGGUUCCAACGCCGUGAUUGGAUGCUGACUGCUUGCCAGGAAGAAAGGAGCGUUGUGAUGAGUCCGAAAACAGGAUCACAAGCAAUAAUUCUACAAUAUUGGGUGAUUUGUGAAUAAAUAUUGGGGUGCAGGAUCCCUGCGGUCAGACCAGACAGGCCGCUGUUUCUCGCCACUGUGUUCCAAACCUGCUGCUGCUUUAACCAGGCAUGAUGGGGCCGAGCGGCGACACAGACGGAAGCUUAUCUUAGCUCUUUAUCCGAUCCAGCUUUUGGUUCCGGUAACCUGAGGCUGUCGAACCUAGGAAACACUGAUACAUGGAGCAGCACAGAGUGGAGCCACCAUGUCGCCUGCUUGAAAACAGAUCCGGUGCUGAAACUGCAUAACGGCUUUUAGAUUUCCGUUUUUUUUCUAAAAUCAACCCGUUCAACCCUCUGCAUCAGUAAAAAUGUUACAAUUGGAGAAAAAUUGUGAGACAAAAAUGCUCCACAGAGGUCAAAUUACCUCUCAACACUGACUUCAAUUCAAAAGAUGCUGGGAAUAUUUCGUGGACGAAGGAAGUUCCUGGCAGCCUCUCUUGUCUUGCUUUUCAUCCCCACACUCACCUGGCUUUACCUGUCAAUUGGAAAUUUUCAAGUGAAGCCCCUACGUCUAUCUUCAUUGGAAGCACAGUCACCUCCACCACUGGUUGAUGCUAAUGCACGGCUGGCCUUGGAGCUGAGGAUCCGAGUGGUGGAAGAGGAAAACAAGGCCCUGCGCCAGGAGCUCAGUCGUCCUCUCAGGAACUCGUCUUCUUCCUAUACAAACUUCACAAGCAAAGGAAACCAAAGUCGAACUCAUUUAGAAGAAGGCACCAGUAACAAUGAUGGACAAAAGAAUGCUGCUGUGGGGAACAACUCCAACUGUUUACAACAUCAGUUAGUGGAUAAAUGUGAGGUAGUGUUGCUACCCACAGUGGGUGGCAGUGGGAUCCCAAUCACUUUUUCACCUGGCCUCAUCACUCUCCCCAGUGUCUUCCUGUGUCAGGCACUGCUGCUCUCAUGCCUUGGAAAGCUGCUGCUGACUAUCCAUGUGGCCAUCGUAUGUGCAGGUUACAACGCAAGUCGAGAUGUUGUAACAUUGGUGAAAUCUGUUCUUUUCCACAGACGGAAUGCGCUUCAUUUCCACUUCAUCACAGACUCUAUUGCAAAGAAGAUUCUCUCCUAUUUGUUUCAUUCUUGGAUGGUCCCUGCUGUCAGGGUGAACUUCUAUGAUGCAGAUGAGCUUAAGUCUGAAGUGUCAUGGAUACCUAAUAAACACUACUCUGGUAUCUACGGACUAAUGAAACUGGUGCUCACCAAGACGCUGCCCAUGAAUCUGCACAGGGUCAUUGUUCUUGACACAGAUAUCACUUUUGCCACUGACAUUGCUGAGCUCUGGGCUGUCUUUCACAACUUUAAAGGUCAGCAGGUUCUCGGUCUAGUAGAAAACCAGAGUGACUGGUAUCUGGGGAAUCUCUGGAAGAACCAUCGACCCUGGCCAGCACAAGGGAGAGGUUUCAACACUGGGGUUAUUUUACUUCUCCUGGAUCGGUUACGGAAGGUCAGAUGGGAGCAGAUGUGGAGACUGACAGCAGAAAGAGAACUAAUGAGCAUGCUGUCCACCUCAUUGGCAGACCAGGACAUCUUUAAUGCAGUGAUCAAGCAGAACCCAUUCCUUGUUCACCAGCUCCCCUGCUAUUGGAACGUUCAACUAUCGGACCACACUCGCUCUGAAAAAUGCUACAAAGAUGUAUCAGACCUGAAGGUGAUCCACUGGAACUCCCCCAAGAAGCUACGAGUCAAAAAUAAGCAUGUCGAGUUCUUUCGAAAUCUUUAUCUUACUUUUCUGGAAUACGAUGGUAACCUGCUGCGACGAGAGCUGUUUGGCUGCCCAAGUGAGACUGACCCCAACAGUGAAAAUCUGCAAAAGACUCUGUCAGAGCUUGAUGAAGAUGACCCCUGUUAUGAGUUUCGGCGAGAGAGAUUUACAGUUCAUCGAACGCAUCUUUACUUUCUCCACUAUGAAUAUGAGCCCAGUUCUGACCAAAGUGAUGUCACUCUUGUUGCCCAGCUAUCUAUGGACAGGCUCCAGAUGUUAGAGGCUAUCUGUAAGCACUGGGAAGGCCCCAUCAGUUUGGCCCUAUACCUUUCAGAUGCUGAGGCACAGCAAUUCCUGCGAUACGCACAGGGAUCUGAGGUACUGAUGGGCCGCGGAAAUGUAGGUUACCAUGUAGUCUACAAAGAGGGGCAAUUCUAUCCGGUCAAUCUCCUGCGAAACGUGGCCAUGCAGCAAGUCAACACAAACUAUAUGUUCCUAUCAGACAUUGAUUUCCUCCCAAUGUAUGGCCUUUAUGAGUAUCUCAGGAAAUCAGUGGUACAGCUUGACAUGGCCAACACUAAAAAAGCCCUAGUAGUUCCAGCCUUUGAGACUCUGCGAUAUCGACUUUCCUUCCCAAAGUCUAAGGCAGAAUUACUCUCCCAGCUGGAUAUGGGCACACUCUUCACCUUUAGAUACCAUGUGUGGACCAAAGGCCAUGCGCCAACUAACUUUGCCAAAUGGCGGACAGCCACCACACCUUACAAAGUGCUGUGGGAGGCCGAUUUUGAGCCCUAUGUGAUGGUGAAGAGAGACAGUCCUAAGUAUGACCGCCGUUUUGUGGGCUUUGGCUGGAACAAGGUGGCUCAUAUCAUGGAGCUUGAUGCACAGGAGUAUGAGUUUGUGGUCCUGCCAAAUGCCUAUAUGAUUCAUAUGCCCCAUGCUCCCAGCUUUGACAUCACAAAGUUUCGCUCCAAUAAGCAGUACCGGGUCUGCCUUAAAACCUUGAAGGAGGAGUUCCAGCAGAACAUGUCUCGUCGCUUUGGCUUUGCUGCUCUGAAGUACAUGACAGUUGAAAAUAACAGCUAGUCAGCACUCCAGGCUCAAACUCCUCUGAAGAAGAACUACUCCAGUUCAUGGGGUAGGAAAAUAUUCAUGGGGUAGGAAAGUUAAACACACAAUUGAAUUACUUAAAUGGGGCCCUUUGGAUUUUGUGAGACUUGAGAACCUGAAACUUUAAAAGAAGAUUUUAGUCUGAGCAACCUUGACAUAUUUUAUGAUUAUGUGUGAGUAGAAGUGAUGAUUAUUGAGGAUUGCUCUUUUGUGGUGACAGACUGUGUGGGCCAACUGUGCAGUUCAUCAUGAACUCGGAAAGAAGAGGAGAGAAUUAAUGUCUUAUCACAUUUCUAAGACCACUGACAUAUUUUGUGGCUGUAAAAUGAUAUUGUGAGUGAGUGUAUCUUUCCUUCAGGACAGAGCUUAGGAAGAGCUGUGAAAAAAGAGGAGCUGAAGAAACCACCACAGAUUAAUUGAUAGAAGGCCAGAUGAAGCAAAGCAGGAAAUACGUCCCAAUAAUUCAGAAAUCUCUGGAGGGGUUUCCUCUCAUUUUGAAUCAGACAUUAGUGUUUUCUUCCCUUUGCCCUGGUGUCAGGCGCCACCAUUAUAAACCAGAGUAGGUUAUUUUUAGAUGGCCAUGUCAUGGUUUCAGCUAGCCUUCCUCUGCAUUUCCGCUCAAAAAAGUUUUCACUUCCAGCACUCACUCUUUCUAGUCUUGCUCCCCUUGAGUUGAACCUGCUCAAUUUUUGACUAGGGUAGAACAGAAGAAGUUCACCACAAAAUCAAUAAUGUCAAUUUUAUUGACGUCAAUUUUCGGUGACUGACGAUAGUGGGGGUCUCAAAAACAUAUAUUUCAUGGACUAUAUCGUUAGUUUAAGUGACAUUGCUUUUAGGUACCGGUUUUUUAAUUUCUCAAACUACAGUUUCUUUUGCAUAUUUUUGAUUUUUGAAUAUAGUCAUUCAGUCUAUAUUGGCCACAAUUCCAAAUAUUGAAUCAAUAUUAACAGCCAAAUCAUUCGGAUCGGCAAAUCUCUCUUCACAGUUGUUGGCAAUUUCCGGUUAGCUUCUUAGUGUCAAACUGAGAGGAUUACAUACACAAACGUUAGCGUUUAGAUGAAAUUUAAAACCUUAGCACCGUCCACGCCUCCAACAAGUAAUCAUUUCUCAACCAAGCUGUUGAGAAAUGAAAAACUCAUUUCAACAUUUCAACAGUACUAUGCUGUACAAAGCAAAGUAUAGUAGAAGGAACUGGUUUUUAUCCAGGCCCCAGGUUUUAGCUGCAGCUCAGCUGAAUGCAUAGAACCAACAAGUUGCAUUUUUUCCUGCUUGCAUUAAAGUAAUAAUAAUCAAGGCAUCAUUUCAAUUAAACUGAGAUGAGAGUUUGGAAUUUUUUUCUUUAAAAUUUUUUUCAAAAAGUGGAAGGUUCUUCAAGGAACCAGUGUUUUUUGUCUUUUAAAUCAUAUAUUCCCCCGGUUUCUGCUUUCUUACAGAAAGAAGUGAAAGUCAGAAUGAAAUUGUGUAGUAUCCAGAUUUUGAAUUCAUGGCUAUGAAGACACAAAUAACUAUAGCAGUAGAACACAAAGUUCUACUGCUGAAUUUUAGCUCAGCAGUAGAACUGGAUUUCUACUGUUAAAGAUUUAUCGCAUGAUGUAACCUGACCUUCAGAGUGUGGUCAGUGCACAAUUUUUGGAGAAGGUUAUAAAGAUGUUAAAUGUUUUAUGUAAUAAAUCUAAUCAUCACACUUAUCUCUUUCCUAACAAUUGACAGGGAUGAACCACUGUACACCAUGUGUUACAGGCCUCAUGGAGUGGGUAUACAUGGGGGUCGCCUGUAAAUUAUUGAAAUCAGCAAAGACUUGAGACCCCCACUAAAACGUAUAUUUCAUGGACUAUAUCAUUAGUUUAAGUGACAUUGCUUUUAGGUACCGUUUUUUUAAUUUCUCAAACUAUAGUUUCUUUUGCAUAUUUUAGAUUUUUGGUAUUGGAAAAUCUGCAAAUAGGUGAAUCCUCAAAUACUGAAUAGGCGGGGUUCUAUCGUACCAUGGUUUUCAUCCAUCCAUCCAUGCAUUUUCUUACACUCUUAUCCCUAGUGGGGUUGGGAGGGGUGCUGGUGCCUAUUUCCAGCGAGACAUUUCAGAUGAGAGGUGGGGUACAUCCUGGACAGGUCACAGUCCACUGACAAACCACAAUGCAUCCAAGCACUCACACCAAAGGAGAAUUUAGAGAACCCUAUUAACCUCACAGUCAUGUUUUUGAACUGUGGGAUGAAGCUGGAAUACCUGGAGAGAUGUCAGGGAGUUUCUCCUCAUACUUUUCUUAAGAGUUUAAUUCUCUGUAAUAAAUACCAGAGACAUUUUAUGAGUGAUCGACUCUCCCAUCCAUUCCUUCAGUGCAUGACUUCUCACUCAUUUUAUUUUAUUUCAUUUUCAAGAUGAAAAAGUCAGCUCUUUGGAAAGUCAUUAAGGGAAAAUCAGAAUAGAAAGCAAAGAAGCAUUUUGUUCUUUACUUUUAUGGUGAAACUUUAAAAGUUCAGUUAGCAUGAGCAAGCCUGACACUCUGCAGACUUUAGGGUUGCUCUCACAGGGGGAACGGUCUCUGAUGAUCAAAAAUCAUCUGAUGGACAGUAUCUGAUGGAUGAUUUUUAGCUGUCAGAUACCAUUCCACCCCCCUGCCACAUAGGGGGAAGAACAGUACCUCAUGGGUAACGUUGAGGAUUACAAUGCAUUCCCCUGGUCUUAGGUUAUAGAGCGCUGUAUGGAGUAUAAUGUAAUAUCUAUAUCUAUUUAUGUCUUUAUAUCAGAAUACCUGUAUUCUGAUAUAGAUAUAAAACAAACAUUUAUUUGUUGUUCUCCAACUAAUGAAUGCAUUUUCUUCCAAAAACAUGAUUCGUAGAAGAGAAAACUGUUAGUGUGGCAUAAUUAAAGUAAAUUUUGUUUGUUUCAGGUAAAACCUGACAAAUCCUCUCUGCAUUGGAUCCUCUCAGUGAGUUUUUCAUAAGGAUAUCAAAAUGAGCAGUUACUUUUGGCAGUUCUCGUUUGCAGAAGUUUUAUUUAGGAGAACUUAAAAAAUGCUGGAACUCUGAUUGAUGUAGUCCAAAUGAGAGUCAAUUGUCAGUUAAACAUUCUGGUCCUUUAAGUUACUUUUUUCAAAAAGUGUUCCAUGUUUAACUGAGUGAACAUGUUUUAAGGGUUGCUAUGAGAUUCACUCAUGUUGUGACAAUCAGAUAUGAUUUGGAGAUUCAGCUGAGUGCUGAGUCAAUAUGUACUGUGGUGGUUCUCUUUGGGUGCUGGUGGCUUUUCCCUCCCUCUGUUAUUGUGACUGCAUUCACCCUAUGAACUUAUGAUACAAGACUACCAUUUUGUUAAUUUAAAACUGUUUCAAAAAGAUGUGUGAGGGAUUGCUAUGUCUGAUGCUCAGUAUAUGUGCAUUUAAAUUUGCAACAUUGAGCAAGUUUGUGUUGUGAAAGUAGGACAGACCUCAGCUGUUACCUUAAUAAAAGCAGAAUAAAGCAAA
This is a messenger RNA of Poeciliopsis prolifica (blackstripe livebearer), 6419 nucleotides long. RefSeq names its product LARGE xylosyl- and glucuronyltransferase 1 (gene large1). Lineage: Eukaryota; Metazoa; Chordata; Actinopteri; Cyprinodontiformes; Poeciliidae. The record is from RefSeq and is a predicted model, not a curated record. The transcript has 16 exons. Gene Ontology annotation, molecular function: glucuronosyltransferase activity; xylosyltransferase activity. Bases 547 to 2940 code for a protein of 797 amino acids. Gene Ontology annotation, biological process: protein O-linked glycosylation via mannose.